AAUACCACAUACGCAAAUAUGUGAUGUACACAAUGGAAAGGCAGGGAAGGUGGGCGGUGGUGUGACCCAGGAAGUGCUGCCAUCUAUGCCAGGUUUAUAAAUACGGAGACAUGAUUUCAUGAGUUAGUAGUGGAACCAGGACACUCACUCAACAGAAGCAAAAAUGGAGUUUUCACCAGCUGUAUUGUUCGUGAUGGCAAUGCUGUCAGUUGUCAUGGAAACAGAAGGAUGCAUGUGCGAAUUCCUGUCUCUGAGGGAGUACUUCUGUCAAGCCGACUUUGCGGUGAAGGCGAUUCCUUCCAACUGGACCACUGACAAUGAUCUAGAAGCUGCCAAGUCGACCUUCACCCUUAAUAUCCUUCACUCAUACAAGAUGCCAAGUUUCCUGGGUAAUGAGACUGAGAUCACAGUGAGCUCCUGGGAGAGUGACGGACUCUGUGGUAUAAACCCUGGUAGACAAUCAUAUGGCCAACAACAUCAACAGACACACAGGCCAAUCUUCAUCACAGGAGAAGUCAGGGAAGAUGGUACAUUAUGGACUCAGCUGUGCAGUCACAUCGCCCUGUCAUGGAGAUGGAUACCAAAACCUCAAAGACGCACGAUCCGAAAGUUUCCAAACCUGACAUGCUGAUCAGCCGAUCGGAAACAAGAAAUGUUUGCAUAGCCAAUCAAAAUCAAGGUCAAGUACCACUGUUUCAUCACAAACGAUGUGUGUGAAUGGCAUCAUAGCUUUGUAGCCAAUGUUAAGACAGAAAAACCUGGACUGGUCAAAAUGGUGAAUGUGCUACUGACUUGCUCUGCAGUGAUGACAUGGUGCCAGCAAAUCCACACUUGGUGACUUUGUGAAAAUGUUGAUGUGUUGGCUGUUUGGUUUGAUUAGUGUACAUAUGAAGUGUUUUAUAUGAUUAAUGGACUGCUUAUCAUGUAUGAUGUGAAUGAGUAAUACACGAACAAAGGACAUACUUGCUUACCAUGACUCCUGUCAUGUGUCAUGUCACAAAAGUAUAUCAUGACCGAGCAUGCUGGCUCUGAUUGGACAGAGCAACAUAUCGAUGAUUAGCCAAUCAUAAGUCAGAAUUUGCCAUGGACAUGUAAGUGCAAGGUUCUUCAAGAUAAUAGCUGCUGACUACACACAAAAGGCCAUAUUUGUUUACAUUUCUUGGUUAUAUGGCUCUAUGGAAACAAAUAUUUGGAACAAUGGAGAAAAAAAACUUCUUUUUGAUAUUUUAAUUAAAUUAGUUGAUCACUUUAUUUCUCUAAUAAAAAAUAGACAAAUAAACACAUUCUAAUGUUAUAAUGAUCAGUUGGUCUGUUACGACUAAAAGGUGGUUUUGUCAUGCAUGACAUUUUAAGCAUCAUGUUCCCAUCCAAUGGAAUGUUUUGAAAACACAUCCAAGCGUCUUUUAUAAACAAAACAGAUCAAGAUCUUCACAUCACAAGGUUUGAGAAGGUUUUAUCAAAACUAGGGCAUUUAGAAUUUUAACCUUAUCAAAAUUAUAAAAAGUAGUCUUUAGCAUCAAUAAUUAGACAUGUUUAUGUGCCCUGGGUGUUUAAUAUGUUGAAUACAAUAUCAUAUUUUGUUUUGACACACUAUGUUUGAUAAUAAUCUGAAAAAAAAAGAAUAAAGUGUGAUUUAAUGAGGAAACUAUAAUUAAUGUAAAUACAGUAAAAAUGUGUGCUUGACAUAUUGUACAAUACCGUAUAUGUCCGCAGAUAAGCUGAAUUUUGAGGACCAGAAAAAAGAUUCUGUAGAAUCGGCUUAUGCACGGGAUACACUUUCAUGAUAGUAUUUUUCAGAUCGUGAUCUGUCAGAAACAUCGCCUGAAUGACGGUCCGAUAUAUUACAACUUCCCGAAAAUUUGGAAGUUGCCACAACUAGAACCAUUAUUGUUAUAAAUUAUCAAUAAAGUUAUUAUUAUACACCAAUGUUGUCAUUAUUAAAAAAAUGUUAUGCAUGUUACUACUUCCGAUAAUAAGUUUUAAAUUGAAUGUUCAAAGUUUAUCAUUCUUCAUAAACUCCACAAUCUUUACAUGUAACAAUACAUGUAAUCCACAGCUAUAAUAUAUAAUCCACAGAUGAAAUCGCCAAUAGCUAUUACGUACGUUUUGCAAAGUUCAUAAAUUGAUAGUGAACAAGUAUCUACCUUUAUUGAAAGAGGCAAAUAAACAACUGUAACAGCGAGUUAUUCCGUUCACCAUUUGCAAAAACAUGUGAUCAGCUGUUUCCUGUGACGUCAACUGUGGUUGCUUCCCGUUGUUUAAAUGUGAAUGCAAUUUAUUGCUGAAUAAAGUUUAAUUUUUUA
Molecule: messenger RNA, 2303 nt
Organism: Haliotis rufescens (red abalone)
Lineage: Eukaryota; Metazoa; Mollusca; Gastropoda; Lepetellida; Haliotidae
Exons: 5
Coding region: 164-631 (155 amino acids)
Molecular function (GO): metalloendopeptidase inhibitor activity; protein binding
Source: RefSeq, a predicted model, not a curated record